CACUAUAAAAAUCGGUGCCGAGGAGGGAGCAAAGGCAAAGGCAAACGCAAAGUACAAGUAGGGUCUCGGUUCUCUAAUUUCGGAUCAGCGUCCUUAGUUCCACAGGAUUUGGCAUUGUAGUGCUAGAAUCUUCAAUGUGAAUGUCGAAGACUACCCAUCGCAGCCAGCGCAGCAUCAGAAUUCACUCCAUGAUCGGAGCUGUCUUCAUUGCAUUUCCAUUUUCCGCAUCCGCAACAGCGUCUCUGACUUUAAAAUACAACAACCUUGUAUUGCUCCCCCUAACUUCUAUCAAGUAGUUGUAUUAAAAACCUUCUUGCUCUUCGUCUUCCAUAGCUCCCCCUAUAGAGUAUUCCUUCAUAGUUGGCGCAGUGCGACUACAUUUACAGACUUGAUUCUUGUUCUUCCUCGCUCUACUACAAAACUUGAACUACUCUCCCGCACCGCCAUCGCAGAUUUGAUCUUGACGGAUUGAAGGCAAGCACUUUCUUUUCAAUCUCAAUCGUUUUUUUUUCUCGUUUUCAUCACUACUAUACUAAGUAGAAGCCCCCUGUGCAAGUAGCAGCAUCACGAUCAAGUCGUAACCUCGCAAAAAUGUUGGAGAUGGUCGUUCCCGUGUCCUCGUGGCGUCGUGAUGCGUCUAUGUACCGGCAACCCGCUCCUCGGGUUGUGCGCUGUCAGAUUGCGACGACAGCCGUUCUGGCACUCUGUUCGUUAUCCUUGUUUCUCUCCCCUGUUGCGCAUGCACUCCAGUUUCAGGCAGGAGGACCCGCAGGACAGCCAUUGACUCUGCCUUCCGCUAUCACGACGGAAGGUGGUAACCAGCAGAACUACUCCGCUAGCACGGAACAAAGUAACCAGAUCGACCCAGCCGAGCUGUGCCCCGUUUGCCUGGAUCCCCUGCUCAACGGAAGGCCAUGCAUUGGCCUGCAUGUGUUCUACAAGAAUGUUAUCGGGAGCAAAAAGCCCCCCCUCCCAAUUAAAUCUUCGGUUUAUAAUUGUGUAUGCAGAAACAGCGGGCAUCUGCUUUAGCUUUUUCUUCUCGUAUGUAUUUUUGCGCCGCACUAGAACUAGUACCGCUCUGCAGUCUGCCAUGCCGAACUACAGGUACGAUGCUGCAACUGGCGACACAGACUAGUAAGCAUCUGCGUCACGCUGCAAUGGGUGCUUGAAUGUGCUUCCGCUCCUGCAAGAAUAGCAUUUAGCAAUGUCAAAGCGUAUCAAUCUGCGUCCACGAAUCUGCAUCAACACAUGGAAGUCCCCCACUGCCAUUUGGGAUGGGAGGGGGAAUUUUUCCCAGGCACCGCAACCGGGGGGGAAAAGGCAUGUAAUGCACAGGGACUGCGCAGCGGUAUGGGUCGAACGGUGUCGGAGACAAGGUCUUCCAGCCACAUGUCCUGGCUGCAACCACGCCGACCAGUGCUUCGUGCGGCGGCCGCCACCUGCAAGGGUUGAACGGGAGGAAAGGCUUGAGCAGCUGCUACACGAUCGCGAGAGACGGCGUGUGUGCAGGUUGUACUGCUCACCCGAGGCGUGUGCAGGUUGCUCUCUAGUUGGCUCCUGUCUGUGUCUAGCUGCCGGCACCUGCCUGGUUAGUGGGCAUCCAGCCCCGGCUGCCGCUUUCUGUGUGGGCGGCGUACUCACAGGUGCGGGCGCAGCUGGAGUUCAUUUCCACCACGAAUGCCGAAAACGGCAACUGAAGCGGCUCAGGCGGCAGAACGUACCUAUCGUGAGUAAGAACAUCGCCACCCCAGAUUCAUUGCAUUUGCUGUAGGAUCGCAACGGUUCCUAUUAUGCAUGCGCACCCCCCACGACCAAGGCGGGGAGCAAUUUCUCACUGUGGUUCGCAAUUUUUCAUGCUAAAAUCACCAGAAAAUUGAGCGAUUUGCGAGGCGGCUUCACUCCAUAAACACGAUUACAGAGCAGGCGCAGGCCCAUCCAAGCCUUUCAUGCGCAUCAUACAUCAGCAAAACGACCUUGAUGACUCGUGUAUGCGAGGUAUCCACCUUGACUCUGCCAGAGUCAAGAUGGAUACCUCAGGGAAGAUUUGCUUAGGGGAGAACCUCAUGAUGGAAAAUAAAAACGAUACCUCAUCCAUGAUGGAUUUACUGGGCUGGAGAUGUUUUUACACAGGAUGCCGCCAGAGCAUUACAUCGAAGAGUUUCAACCAAGCCAACAGCAAAUGAUACCAUAACGGUGGAACAGUAGCAGCCGCACCGUGAUGAUUCACGACGAUGCGUGCCGACGUCGUGGCUUGUGUAGAAAUUGCGUCAGCCGCCUACGCAUUGCAAACGUGUGCCUGGAUCUGGAAACUUGUGGUUGUGAGUGGUGCUGAUAUUAUUCUUCAUCCUGUGUGCAGCUUAACCGUAGGAAAGCUGCAAGUGAGCCCCUUGCACCACCAGGGGUAUCAAUGUAUUCGCUGACAAGAAGAGAUUUUGUAUGAUUGCGCCCGGAGUGGGGCUACCACUACCUUGCGAAAGAACUAUAUAUGAUUUUACGAUAGGACUCUAGAGCACUCUUGAAGCGUGUGUAAGAAUUCUACCUUACUCUGCUUCUGGCUCCUCAUAUGACAUCAAACCAUCGAGACGAUUCACAGAGUGGAAAGCGGCCAUUUACAUCUGAGGCCUUUAUUUUAUGAAGAAGUAGUCUAGCAUACGAGACAGCGCUCGCAGCGGGUCUACUUUGAAAGAGAACUUCUAUGUCUGAUUUUAUGAUACUUUAGAAGAGCACUGCACGUUCACUUGAAGCGAAUGUAUGCCAAGUUCCACCUGGCAAUUAAGUAGGUAGUGGCAUUCGCCAGAGUGCAGGAUGCGCGAUGUGAAGUGCAGGCAGCUCGCAGCUGCAUCAGCUUCAUAUCAAAAGACUGUGGAUCAAGUAACACGACGCUUGCAGCGGCAACCGCAAUAAUACUGCCAUCAGGAACAAGGAAU
This is a messenger RNA of Amoebophrya sp. A120, 2927 nucleotides long. The record is from the annotation of a GenBank genome assembly. Lineage: Eukaryota; Dinophyceae; Syndiniales; Amoebophryaceae.